CCACCGUAGUCCCCCGCGCGCAUGGUCAGUGAGGACGUUUCCGCCGUGAGCAGAGAAGGCGCUUUUCUCGAGGCGUCGAAAAUGUCGGGGGUGCCCUCGGUGCGGAUCAGCAUCGAGUCGGCCUCCGAGAAGCAUGUGCAGGAGGUGGGCCUGGACGGGAGCGAGACCUACCUGCAGCCGCUCUCCAUGUCGCAGAACCUGGCCCGCCUGGCGCAGCGCAUCGACUUCAGCCAGGGCAGCUCCGGCUCCGAGGAGGACGAGCCCAGCCCGGGCGGCGGCGGAGCGGGACGGGAGUGGCCUGGCGCCGGGGACGACAACGACGACGAGGAGGAAGGGUUGGUAAAGUUUCAGCCGUCUCUCUGGCCUUGGGAUUCCGUGAGGAAUAACUUGAGAAGCGCCUUGACCGAGAUGUGCGUGCUCUACGACGUCCUCAACAUCGUCAAAGAUAAAAAGUUUAUGACUCUGGAUCCGGUGGUUCAGGAGCCGCUAUCCCAAAAGCAGAAUCCUCAAGUCUUACAGUUGAUCUCCAAGAAGAAAUCAUUAGCCGGAGCAGCCCAAAUCCUUCUGAAAGGGGCUGAAAGGCUGUCUAAAUCAGUUGCAGAGAGCCAGGAAAAUAAGCGGCAGAGAGACUUCAACUCCGAACUUCUACGGCUGAGGCAGCACUGGAAGCUGAGGAAGGUGGGAGAUAAAAUCCUGGGAGACUUGAGCUACAAAAGCGCAGGGUCUCUCUUUCCACAUCAUGGCACAUUUGAAGUAAUAAAAAACACAGACAUUGAUCUAGAUAAAAAAAUCCCUGAUGAUUACUGCCCUUUGGAUGUCCAGAUCCCAAGCGAUUUGGAGGGAUCUGCCUACAUAAAGGUAUCUAUUCAAAAACAAGCUCCAGAUAUAGGGGACCUUGGAACAGUAAAUUUGUUUAAACGACCACUUCCAAAGUCAAAACCAGGAGCUCCACACUGGCAAACCAAACUCGAAAUGGCACAGAACGUCCUGUUGUGUAAAGAAAUCUUUGCCCAGCUCUCUCGUGAAGCUGUGCAGAUUAAGUCCCAAGUUCCCCACAUUGUGGUGAAGAACCAGAUCAUUUCCCAACCAUUCCCAGGGUUGCAGCUGUCUAUCUCCUUAUGUCACUCUUCAAAUGAUAAAAAAUCCCAAAAAUCUGCUUCCGAGAAACCAAGUCUGGAGGAUCAUCUUUUCGUACUAGAACACAGUUUGUACCAACUGAUCCGGGAGUUUCACAAGCAGACCUUGAGCUCCACCAUGAUGCCUCAUCCAGCCAGCGCCCCCUUCGGCCAUAAGAGGAUGAGGCUGGCCGGGCCUCAGGCCUUUGACAAAAAUGAGAUCAACUCCUUGCAACCCAGCGAAGGGCUACUGGAGAAGAUCCUGAAACAGGCAAAGCACAUCUUUCUGAGGCGCAGAACCGCUCGAACCAUCGACAGUCUCGCCAGCCGUAUUGAAGAUCCUCAGAUCCAGGCUCACUGGUCCAACAUCAAUGAUGUCUACGAGUCAAGCGUCAAAGUUCUGAUCACCUCCCAGGGCUACGAGCAGAUAUGCAAGUCUAUUCAGCUGCAACUGAAUAUUGGCGUAGAGCAGAUCAGAGUUGUACAUAGAGAUGGAAGAGUUAUUACGCUGUCCCAUCAAGAGCAAGAGCUGCAAGAUUUCCUCCUAUCUCAGAUGUCGCAGCAUCAAGUCCAUGCAGUGCAGCAGCUGGCUAAAGUGAUGGGGUGGCACGUGCUCAGCUUCAGCAAUCACGUCGGCCUGGGCCCAGUCGAGAGCAUUGGCAACGCGUCUUCCAUCACUGUCGCCUCGCCAAACGCAGACUAUUCUAUUUCUGUGCGCAACGGUCCAGAAAGCGGCAGCAAGAUCAUGGUGCAGUUCCCCCGAUGCCAGUGCAAAGAUCUCCCCAAGAGCGACGUGCUGCAGGACAAUAAGUGGAACUAUCUUCGGGGUCCGUUCAAAGAGGUUCAGUGGAACAAAAUGGAAGGGCGCAACUUUGUGUACAAAAUGGAGCUCCUCAUGGCCGCUCUGACGCCCUGUUCGUAGGAAGAAUAUCAUAUCAAGCAGGGCGUUCAUUUUGGCACCAACUUAGCAAAAGGAAACCAGAGGAAUGCAAUACAGACGUCAUCGUGCUGCACUUUCAAAUCCACAACCUCAUGCUUACGUGGACUUUAAAUCGGCAAUACUCCCUUGGGCAAAGGAUCCUUUCUUUCAAUAUCAAAGAAUUUUCUUGGGUAUGUGGUUUUUUCUUCCCAGUUAACAGUUACAGUCAUAAUUUAUGAUAAUCUGUCACCCCGUAUUGAUGCACAACUUUUGACGGAAUGUUUCACUUAUAACUUGUAAAAACAUUGUACAGUUUUCUAAUAAUGUUUCACACAGAAUUACCAGCUUCAUCUUUCUUUUCUAAAAGAUGCUCAGGAUACCGCUUUGGGAAGACAUCCGGUCAACAUGAGUUUGGACCUUUUCGUAGAACUUUUUCUUUUCUUUUACCACUGAGCGAAUUGUGUAAGUAAUGGUCAGGACUAGGUAGCAAGAGAUUGUAUAAUGGCUCAUCACAGUAUUAACUGAACAGGAUACUUUCUGUAUGGACUGUAUUCGAUCUCCACUGCCUCCUAAGCCAUAAAACUUUCUGGAACUGUGCUGUA
Sphaerodactylus townsendi is the source of this 2636-nucleotide messenger RNA. It is a transcript of the gene MED17, whose product is annotated as mediator complex subunit 17. The transcript has 12 exons. Gene Ontology annotation, biological process: regulation of transcription by RNA polymerase II. The record is from RefSeq and is a predicted model, not a curated record. Lineage: Eukaryota; Metazoa; Chordata; Lepidosauria; Squamata; Sphaerodactylidae. Gene Ontology annotation, molecular function: transcription coregulator activity. Gene Ontology annotation, cellular component: mediator complex; core mediator complex. The coding region runs from base 22 to 2037 and encodes 671 amino acids.